Molecule: messenger RNA, 3297 nt
Organism: Guyanagaster necrorhizus
Lineage: Eukaryota; Fungi; Basidiomycota; Agaricomycetes; Agaricales; Physalacriaceae
Exons: 15
Coding region: 1-3297 (1098 amino acids)
Biological process (GO): phospholipid translocation
Cellular component (GO): plasma membrane
Molecular function (GO): nucleotide binding; ATPase-coupled intramembrane lipid carrier activity
Source: RefSeq, a predicted model, not a curated record
AUGAUUACCUUGCAACCUAUCCUGCAACAUGCAGUUUCGACACCUAGAUUACCGCCAGAACUCAUGGAUCUAAUAGUUGACAUUCUUUCCGAUGAUGUUCCCUCUCUCACAGCUUGUGCAUUGUCCUCACGCCAACUUCUCUGCCGCAGCCGCUAUCACCAAUUCCACACCAUACACUUCGAUUUCCUCCCAAAUCGGUUGUUCAAUCGCUGCGAAAUUUUCUCGAGGAAGUGCCAAAAUGUGGCGCCACUUGUGAAACUAGUCGGCAUUAAUAUCAUCUGUCCUCAAGUCAAGGAAUUGAAAAUGAAAUACUGUUCGGUGACGAACCUUGGCACCUUCCUCGGCGGCUUCCACAAAUUAAACAAGCUAGCACUACACCACGUAGACAUUGUUGAAGAGACAUCCUCAUCAUCUGAAGUUUCUCUUGACCUUGAGGAAUUAGUGAUUACCCAUAUCUGCAGCCGAUCGAGCAAGAAUACCAUCAAGUACCUCCUCCCGCUCCUUUCCAUCCCACCUCGUAUUCGACGGCUUACCUACCCAAUUUACCCCCCGGUGGAGAACAUCCCACAAUACGAUGUGAUUCCUUACACACACCUGGAUGAGUUAUUGCUAGUGGGAGCCUUCCUACCAAACAGACCCAUUCUGCAUAUCCAAAAUGUUACCAGGCUUCAUUUGUCUAUGAUCCCCCUCCGGCUCUGGCAUCCGGUGGAUGCAUGCAAAUACUACGAUGAGCUAACAGAUUGGCUCAUACACCUGCUACAAAAAGCUCAAGGGGGGUGCUUAAAGGAGGUCAAAUUGGAGUACGGCCUGAUUAGCAUAUCUUGGAGUCCGUAUCAGUGGAAACAGCUCGAUGCAAUUCUACUGAAGAUGGAUUCUGGCCUGAUUGGCAUACCCGGGAGUCCGGGAAAGUGGAAACAGCUCGAUGCAGUUCUAUCGAAGAUGGAAUUGAGCAAGGUUGAGCUCGUGUUCAACACAACGCAGGAGGAGUGGGGUGGAGAAGGAGUAGAGACAUCCAAGUGGAAGCUGGACAGAUUGGCGCUUAAAUAUGCUGCUUUCUUUGAACAAGUUAAAAGGCGUGGGUUGUUGACAGUCUCCGGACAAUACCUAAGUUACAAUCAUUGCGUCCCAAGAUUUCGUCGUGGAGAAAUAAUUCUAAGAUUUACUUGGUCGUCGCAGAACUCAAUGGCCGAUGAUGAUUCAGCACCGGAAAUAACAACCACUGCGACCAGUGCCGACCCUCAUUUUCUUCUAUUCGCCCUCAUUUUCCGUGCUCGUUCUCGGUGUACCAGCGAGAGUACAUACACAGGUAAUGCUGACCCAAAAUUUGCGUCAAACCUUGGCAAAUCGCCUCACGGAGGCCACCGUAUGUCUUUCUUCCGGCGUUCUAAUCAGCGAGAAUCCGAAUAUACGACGAAGAUAACGACGAGACUAUUGAUCCAGAACUAUGCCUUCGAACCUUCUGGCGAGCCGAGGAAUGUCUAUGUAAAUUAUCCUUUGGGAGUCCUGGAAGUCGAUGUUAGCGGGAAACCUAUUGUUCGCUAUGAGAGAAACAAGGUCCGGACUACCAAUUUAUACGAGCAAUUUAGGCGCAAACCUAUUUUCCCUUACCCUCGUCCUUCCUCCGUGUUUGACGCAGCAUCGGGCGCCAUCUCGGUCCUACCCCUUGUAUUUAUUCUCACCGUCACUGACAUCAAAGAUGCUGUAGAAGACUAUCGCCGUGCGACUCUCGACGAAGAGGUGAAGACGUUGGCGGCAACAAAAUUAGGCUCGUGGCGUAAUCGUAGAUUGGGAGCCAUCAGUCCGCUUGAAUUUCCGGAUUUAAAUUACGCUGCGUUGAUGUAUCAGAAAGCGAUGAUACGUCCGGAGGAUCAGAACUUGAGCGUGCAUGAUCAAGAUCAAAACUCGUGGUGGACGGAUCGUCAUGCGAAAGGACGGUGGAGUCUAAAACCUCGAAAAUCCAUCAAAGCCACUUCGUCUAUCGCCUCUGAAGACAAUAUCGAGCGGUCGUCAUUUUAUCUUGACUCAGAACCACCACACCAGAACGUCUAUCUUUACCAUGGUGUUCUUCGCCACAAGGAUACUGUCACGGGCGAAAAGAGGCAAGAGUCGGUCAUGAUCAAUGAAAUGCUCCUUCGUGGAUGUGCAAUCCGUAAUACGACUUGGAUCAUUGGGCAGGUCAUUUUUACAGGCGCAGAUACCAAGAUCAUUGUGAACGGAAGUUCUACGCCAUCGAAACGUUCCGAAAUAGAGAAGGAGACCAAUUUUAACGUUAUCGUCAACGAUGCGCAAACAGGCACCAGCACAGAGUUUUUCGAAAUUGAUUCGGAGGCGACAGACUCGUCAAUCUUUAACGCCAUAAUAACAUUUGUGUCAUGUCUCAUCGCUUUCCAAAACAUUGUACCUAUAUCAUUGUAUAUUUUUACCGAAAUCGCCAAGACUAUACAGGCCUACUUCAUUUCCCAGGACGUGGAUAUGUAUUACCAACCUUACAACACACCUUGCGUUCCUAAAACAUGGAACAUCUCCGAUGACUUGGGGCAGAUCGAGUAUACGUGCUCGGUCCAUGGUAUCGCAUAUGGAGAGGGUGUGACGGAGGCGCAGCGUGGUGCUGCAAUCCGAGAAGGCAAUGCAGACUCUCUUGAUCCCCGUGACUUGACGGAGAAACUCACAGCGAUCAAGCAGCAAAUGCUGAGUGUUAUGGAACGCACCUUUAAGAACCGGUACCUUCAGCCGGAAAAGCUGGCUCUGCCCUUUCCGACAAACGGUCACAAACCCGAGCCCCAGGAAUUACAGUGUCACUUGGAUUACAAGGCUGAAUCGCAGGACGGGGCCGCGUUGGUGGCCUCCGCGCGAGGUGUUGGGUUCACCUUGGUCAAGAAAUCGAAGGAUACUUUUGACAUACAAGUCAUGGGCCAGCCGGAGAAGUACACGCUUUUAAACGUCCUCGAGUUCAACAGCACGAGGAAACGAAUGAGUACGAUUUUCCGAUGUCCAGAUGGACGGUUGAUCCUUUACUGCAAGGGGGGAGAUAAUGAACAGAUGAGCAAGGACAUGGAGAUGUUUGCUAACAAUGGACUCCGGACGUUGUGUAUUACAUACCGCUGGCUCACCCCCGGAAUGACUCCAUUAUGGUUGCCCGUUGCUACGCUCGUGAAAUGUGCACCUCAGGACUUCUCCCCAUCACUGAAUAUGAGCAACCCAGUAACGGGGAAACUACCACAAAAGGAAACAGAGUUACUCCAGCCCCAUCGGCUGAUUAUGCAAGUCCAGCCAGUUCCGAAGAAGAGCGCGUUGUGA